AUGAAGUUCACCACCACCUUUCUGGUACUCAGCAUCACCCUGCUCAGUGACUCUGGUGCUGCCUUCUUCAUGGACUCAGCGGCCAAACCUGUGGCUGCCCUGGCCCCUGCAGCAGAAACUGUAGCUGGAGCUGUGCCCAACCUACCAGUCAACUCCUUCAACGCCCUGAAGUUCCUGCUGGCCAGCCUGGGAAUCCCCGUGGAGCACCUUAUCGAGGGUUCCAGGAAGUGUGUCACCGAGCUGGGCCCUGAGGCUGUGGGAGCUGUGAAGACACUGCUGGGGGCCCUGACACUCUUUGGUUGA
This is a messenger RNA of Jaculus jaculus (lesser Egyptian jerboa), 303 nucleotides long. It is a transcript of the gene Scgb3a1, whose product is annotated as secretoglobin family 3A member 1. The transcript has 3 exons. Bases 1 to 303 code for a protein of 100 amino acids. The record is from RefSeq and is a predicted model, not a curated record. Gene Ontology annotation, biological process: positive regulation of myoblast fusion. NCBI's taxonomy places the organism in Eukaryota, Metazoa, Chordata, Mammalia, Rodentia, Dipodidae.